CCGACUCCUGGAAGUCGACUCCGAUAUCUUUGGGAAUGUUUCACGCGCUAUCAUGGGCUAAGGCGCGCCUUUAGAUAAGAAGUUGGCUUAUCUCUUUGAACUAGCCAGAUGAGUCGCGAAUAUCUUCAAAGUAUUGAUGAAUAAGAUAUCUAUAUGGCAAGUAUAAAUGCAGAUGGAAGGUAACAUGUCAAGUUGCUUGGGUGUAGAUUGAGACUUAAGGUGAAGCUUUUCGGGAAAGCUUGUUCAACGAGCCCUAUCAAGAUCCCUGUUUCCGAACUUUUGCCUCAUUAACUCCUCAACCCGUCGAAAUUUUGUUGUUGCGAACAUCUGCAAGCAAAUAUGAUGGAAACAAAGACAGAGGGCGACAGCGACAACAAGGCCAGCGGCCACGUUGCGACGUCAUCCCACCCGGAAUCUAUCGAAGCUACGGAAACUGCAGAGCUGUCAACCAAGCGCGGUCUUUCUGCCCGACAUGCACAAUUCAUCGCCCUUGGUGGAACCAUUGGCACUGGCCUUUUCGUCGGUUCCGGCAGCACCCUCGCCCGCGGCGGACCGGCCUUCCUCGUUGGCAGCUACGUCGUGAUGUCAGCUCUGAUCUACUUGGUCUUGACUGCAGUCAUCGAAAUCUCGACGUAUCUUCCGCUGCCAGGUGGCACCAUGAACUACUACGGCAGCCGUUACGUAUCGCGAAGUCUUGGUUUCAUGAUGGGAUGGCUCUACUUCUACUCUUUUGCCAUCUUUGUCCCCUUCGAGCUCACGGCAUCAGCCCUGGUCAUCGAGUACUGGCAUCCGAAUGUUAAUAAUGCCGUCUGGAUCACGAUCAUGUUGGUAAUGGUUGUCGGUCUCAAUCUUCUACCCGUCAAAUUCUACGGCGAAACGGAGUUUUGGUUCGCCGGACUGAAGGUUUUGACUAUUGUCGGCCUGCUGAUCCUCUCAAUCGUUCUGUUCUUCGGAGGCGGUCCAACUCACGAGCGCCUAUAUUUCCGAUACUGGAAUGACCCAGGUGCUACCAAGGAGUUAAUCGUCUCAGGCGACGCAGGCAGAUUCGUGGCCGCCUUGUCAACUCUUCUCAGCAGCGUUCUUCCGUUCACCUUUUCACCUGAGAUGGUUGUCGUAACCGCCGGAGAGGUUCAAUCUCCUCGCAGGAACCUGCCGAAAAUUGCCCGCAACUUCUUCUGGCGAUUGAUCGUCUUUUACAUUGGGGGGACCAUUGCUAUUUCCGUCAUCUGCCCUUCCAACGCACCGGCACUCACUAGCGGAAGCUCUGGAGCUGCGGCCUCGCCAUGGGUUGUAGGAAUUAAGAACGCGGGAAUCAAGGGACUCGACAGCGUGAUUAACGCCGUCGUCGUUACGGCUGCCUGGUCCGCCGGCAACUCAUUCCUCUACUUGGCAAGUCGAUCUCUGUACUCGAUGGCCUGUGAAGGUAGCGCUCCACGGAUCUUCAAGCGGUGCACCAAGCAAGGAGUUCCCAUCUACGCCGUUAUUGCCAGCUCGUUGUUCUCACUCUUGGCUUACAUGAACGUCAACUCGAACGCGGCAGACGUGUUCAACUGGCUUCUGAAUCUUGUCAAUACUGGCGGCUUCAUCUCAUGGGUCUGCUGCGGAAUCAUCUACAUCCGCUUCCGCAAGGCCUGCGACGUUCAAAACUUGCCGAAAUCAGCUCUUGUUGCACGAUCAUUUUUGCAGCCUGUUGGAUCAUACAUCUCGCUAUUCAUUUUCGGACUUCUCUGUUUGCUCAACGGCUUUACUGUUUUUUUUCCGUCCCGCUGGUCCGUGGCCGACUUCUUGUCUGCGUACAUUGGGCUGCCAUUGUUUGUUGUCAUCUACUUUGUUCACCGAUUUUUGCAUCGCGCCGAUUCCUGGGCUAUCUCCUCCCACGAGGUUGAUCUCAAGACUGGUUUGGCCGAGUUAGAGGCAGAGGAGGCGAUGGAAGAACCUAAAGAAGGGUUGCGGGCGCGCUUCAAGCGCCAUGCAGGCAAAUCGUCUUAGAGGGGGAUUUAAGCGCAUGAAUGAUAGGGCGUCGCAGUCUCCUGCCUGGAUCUAUGAGAAGACUAAUACGACCUAAGGACCUAACAGUGCGUAUGAUUUACUUCAUAAAACAAUUGGUAAUCUCAGAUAAAGUAUGAAUGAUAUUAGACAAGCUUCUCGGUUUCAGUUUCCACAGAUGUCAUCCUGUUCUCACCUCUUUUAACCUAGAAAUCUUAGUCAAUUACCCAUCAUGAUGCGACAGGUCAGAGUUCUCAUAGUGGGCUGCGGCUCUGUGGGAAGCAUGUGCGCGUACGCACUUCAGAAGUCCGGAGAAGCUGAGGUCACUGCGAUACUGCGGUCCAACUAUGAUCUAGUCUACGCCCAAGGCUUUCACAUUCGAAGCAUUGACCACGGAGAAAUCAAUAGUUGGAGACCUCAUCACAUGGAAAGAUCCC
This is a messenger RNA of Colletotrichum godetiae, 2423 nucleotides long. RefSeq names its product amino acid permease/ SLC12A domain-containing protein. Gene Ontology annotation, molecular function: amino acid transmembrane transporter activity. The coding region runs from base 340 to 1989 and encodes 549 amino acids. The record is from RefSeq and is a predicted model, not a curated record. Lineage: Eukaryota; Fungi; Ascomycota; Sordariomycetes; Glomerellales; Glomerellaceae. Gene Ontology annotation, cellular component: membrane. Gene Ontology annotation, biological process: amino acid transmembrane transport. The transcript is spliced from 2 exons.